This is a messenger RNA of Sorghum bicolor (sorghum), 893 nucleotides long. Its product is annotated as replication protein A 14 kDa subunit. Gene Ontology annotation, molecular function: DNA binding. The transcript is spliced from 3 exons. Bases 161 to 481 code for a protein of 106 amino acids. Gene Ontology annotation, biological process: DNA recombination; DNA replication; DNA repair. Gene Ontology annotation, cellular component: nucleus. NCBI's taxonomy places the organism in Eukaryota, Viridiplantae, Streptophyta, Magnoliopsida, Poales, Poaceae. The record is from RefSeq and is a predicted model, not a curated record.
CGGGGAAUAUAUCCAUCACAGGUAUUCAGGUUCCUCCUCCGCAAAACCCCACAGCGGCGCCUCCUCUCCCGUCUCUUCCGUUCGGUCAAGCCCAGCCCACUCCGCCGUCGCCGCCCGCGAGAGGAGUCCGCUUCAUCCGAUUCGCCGCCUCAAGGACGAGAUGGACACAUCAAGCCCUGCAGCACUUGUCAAUGCAGAGACUCUGAACAUGUUUGUUGGGCGAAGAGUGCGCACGGUUGUUCAAGUCCAACGCAAUGAAGGUGGAGUGGUUGUCGGGCAGUCCAGCGAUGGGCAUCAGUUGAGUAUCAAAAGUGCCAUGGACGUCCCUGUAUCAAACUUUAUGGAGGUUUAUGGAAUUGCUGAAAACAACCAGACCAUCCGUGCUGAAGUUUGCACAGAUUUUGGUCCCAACUUUGAUCCCAAGCCUUUUGAUCAGUUGUGCAAGUUGGCGAGUGACAAGUUCAAGCACAUGUUCCUGUAGAGGUCAUCAUCGCAUGGAGGACCUUUGCCCAACUGAAGCUUGUUUGAAAUUGAUAUGAUUCGCCUCUAAAUGUUACCCCAGUACUCUGUUACUUGUCAGUAUUGGACUCCUAUUAGUAUGUAUUAACCUAAGCAACAUACUACGGAGACAAGCAUAAUAUAUCAUGUAGUUGAAGAACUAUGUUUGUUUCUACUUUUAGGCAAUCCAAACCUAAGCUUGUUAUGUUGCUAUCAUUUGUACUUGGACCCUGAGAAGUUGCUACAAUGGCCAUGCAGCUUGAUGAGAGGAAAAAGCUCUAAUGUGCUAGUCCUAAGUCACAUGCCCCAUCUUAAAAAUCAAGCUUUGAUGUUAUGUCUGCAAGAUCCACCUUAGUCAACCUGAAACUCUCUAUUCAGUUUAUUAUUGGGUUUAA